Messenger RNA from Amyelois transitella, 5351 nucleotides. RefSeq lists its product as uncharacterized. The transcript has 9 exons. NCBI's taxonomy places the organism in Eukaryota, Metazoa, Arthropoda, Insecta, Lepidoptera, Pyralidae. Gene Ontology annotation, cellular component: nucleus; cytoplasm. The record is from RefSeq and is a predicted model, not a curated record. Gene Ontology annotation, biological process: actin cytoskeleton organization; protein phosphorylation. Gene Ontology annotation, molecular function: protein serine/threonine kinase activity; ATP binding. Bases 427 to 3156 code for a protein of 909 amino acids.
CGUCAGUUAUGUCAUGUGUAUAGCUGGUGUUGCUUGGCUUGCUUGCUUCUUUACUUUGCUUGAACUCGCGUCGUUGGCCAAUUGGAUUGUUUAUCUGAAAGAACAGUUAUCACUUUAUAAACAAAUUCGUUAAAUAAACUCAAGUGCUCUCAACAAAGUCGAAAAGAAACUAUUAAAGUGCCAGUAUUCAAAAGGAUUUAAGAAAUAUGUGAAAGUGACAGUCGCUGAUCGACUUGAUUUUUUGUGCGAUUAAAAUGUUAUUUCGCAUAUAUUCAAGUACCUCCUGUUAGUUUUGUGCAGUGGACUUGCUAGAUAUGUUACGUUUUGGAUAUCUUCUUUGUGUCGAAGACACUUGAUCUCGGACAGUAUGUUCGAUGCAGGAUAAAUGUGGUGAAUAGCAUUAUCAUCUGCUAUAACUUGUCUAUAAUGCAACAAGAGAGUUUGCCGGACGAGACCAGAGGCAGGUUCGAGCGGCGGAAGCCAACGAAGGUGCUGAAGAUAGCAGAGAGCUUCACGAACUUGGACGAGACCGCGAAGGCAGGACGUUAUGUCCGUGGCCCGCAUUCCAAGUCGGGUCGUAGAUACCGCGAUGAAAACGGAGGAAGGACUAAACGUGCGAUGUGUUGUGAUGAGGAAUGUGAUAAGGAGUCCAGUGUUAGUGAGGAGUGUGAGAGACUUGGUGACAGGAGGGUGACAGGUUCCUCUUGCACCGCCCUCAGGACAGCCGUGGCGGCGCUCUAUCCCUUUGAUGACUUCGUUUUGGAGAAAAUCGGGUCUGGAUUUUUCUCUGAAGUUUUCAAAGUGACCCACAAAACGUCGAACAAAGUGAUGGUGCUAAAGAUGAACCAGCAGAGGGCGAACCGGCCCAACAUGCUUCGGGAAGUACAACUCAUGAACAAGCUCAAACAUCCCAAUAUCCUCGGGUUUAUGGGCGUGUGUGUCCACGAAGGUCAACUACACGCCUUGACUGAGUAUAUGGAGGGAGGUUCCCUGGAGCAAGUUAUCUUGGGCCGCCCUCCGGAACCCCUGCCGCAAUCGCUGAGGAUAUCUCUGGCUGCUGACGUGGCCGCGGGAAUGGAGUACCUGCAUUCACUUGGAGUCUUCCAUAGGGACCUUACUGCUAAGAAUGUGUUAUUAAGAAGACACGAGGAAGAAACGUAUACGGCUGUCGUUGCGGACUUCGGUUUAGCGGCCAAGAUCCCUCAUCCUGUCAACGGUUACCGGUUACCUAGCGUGGGUUCGCCGUGGUGGAUGUCCCCGGAAUGCCUGCGCGGGCGUUGGUACGACCACCGGUCUGACAUCUUCUCAUACGGCAUCAUAUUGUGCCAACUCAUCGCCAGGGUUGACGCCGACCCGGACGUGCUGCCGCGCACGGACAACUUCGGCCUCAACUACAUGGCGUUCGUGGAGCUCUGCGACGAGACCACCGUCCCCGACUUCUUGCGACUCGCAUUCAAUUGCUGCAUCUACGAGCCCAAGGCGCGUCCACUAUUCCCGGAAAUAGUGAGCAAGCUCGCCGAAGUGAAGGAGGGGCUGGACGAGGCUGCAUGGGGAUGCCACACGCCGAACAACACGCACGAGAGCGAGGAGGAGUCGUCGGGCCCGCGCUCGUGCCCCGGCCUGCUGGGCUGGCGGCGGCCGCACCGGUACCGCUCCGAGGGCAGUCCGCGCAACGCCAUACACGAUCCACUACAGCACCGGCGCUCGCUGUCGGAGCUGGAGUGGGUGUCGGCGGGCGCGGGCGCGGGCGUGGCGGCGCCGCACCGCUCCGCGUCCGCGCUGGGCGGCGCCGGCGCCGCGCGCCCCGCGCCGCCGCGCCUGGCGCGCCUGCACCGCCUGGCGCACAUCAUGCUGCUGCGGGACGCGCACGCCGCGCCGCACCCCGCGCGCCGCCCGCUGCACAGCUUCCGCGGCGUCAAGAAGAUCCUCCCGCCGCACUCCCGCGCCGGCGCCUUCUCCUCCUGCGUGGAGCUGCCCUCGCCGCUCGUCCGCCUCGGCGACCCCUACCUCUCGGACGACGAGCCGCGCUGCGCCUCGCUGCCCUCCUCGCCGGGCCUCAGCCGCCGCAACAGCGUGGAGCGCGCCGACCCCGCGCCGCCCGCGCCGCGCCCCGGCAACGAGCUCCGCCGCCGCGGCUCCUGCGAGAGCGGCAUCUUCUCCGUCGCCAACGAGGACUUCUGCCCGCGCCACCCCGCCGACUGCUGCUACGGCGCCAUGUGCCCGUGCUCGCUGAUGGGCUGCCACCGCUGCUGGUGGUGGCAGCGCGACGCCGCCUCCGACCGCUCGCUCGACGACGAGUUCGACGAGUCCAGCCGCGACACCGACGCCGACUCCGAGUGCGGCCGCGAGCGCGUGCGCAUGUGCUCCGACUGCCUGCUCAUCUACGACCGCAUGUUCAACGCGCGGCCGGCGCGCCCGCGCCCCGCCGCGGCCGGCGCGGACGACUCGGCGGGCGGCACGCCGCUGGGCUCGCUGCGCGGCGCGGACGAGGCGGACGAGUCCCCGGGGCGCGCCUCGCCCUUCCUGUGCGGCCGCCUCGAUGCCGCGCGCCCCGACUCGGACCCCGCCACGCCCGAGCCCGGGGAGCGCGUCAAGGAGUACCACGUGCUGACGCGCUGCUGCUGCGCCGGCCGCGCCAAGUGCCCCGGCGGCUGCGUCUCGCACGCGCCGCUCGACGAAGCCGAGCUAGGUUACGCGUUGCGCGGCCCGCUGGCGCCGCCGUUGUUGAGCGGCAAGAGGACGUCAUCGGUAUACACGGACAGCUCGGAGGAUGUGGCGUCUCUGGCCGGCUCCGACAGCUUGUACUGCGACGACAGAAUCCCGAGGCACGUCCGCUCGGCGCAGAUCUCCAAGAUAGUCGAAUACUUCGAGAGGAAGGGCGCCGAUUUCAAAUGCGAAAGAUCAUUAAAGGGCCACUCGAGGUUUAAAAUGAGCGGGAGCAAAAUGGAGAUGUUGCAAUUCGGGAAGGGAAAAGAAGGGGAGCGGGCGGAGAAGGAAUACUUUGUCGACGUGAAGCAUCGCGGAGGAGUCGGGGCCAGCCGGUUGUGCGAGCUGGUGGACGACGGUUGCGGCAGAAAGUGCUUGGCGCAGCAGCGGCUGAUGAUCUGCGAGGGCGCCGUUAAGUCUAAACUACCACUUUUCGACAAGAAAUCAUAGCGAACGGGGGCCGGCCGUUCCCCCGGGGAUGGCUGUGUGAACCAAUCAUAAUUUCAUUUUAAAAGAAAUGUUCUGUUCGUGCUCUUCGAUUUUUAAAUUCACGACAGACUGAUCCUCAGCUCUCUGGAGCGGAUGUGCAAUAAAGUGUUUUAAGGCGGCAUGUGUCAAAAGAUUCGUGACUUCCAUAGUGUUACAGAAAUAUAGAUAUUUUUACCUAUAUAAAUGCAAAGCAAUAAUCAUAUUUAAGACUCUUAAGUUCGAUAUUUUUAUUUCGUUAAUACAAAUUUGUACUCGAGUUCAUCGAAAGAAGAAAAGUGACUAGGUGAUCAUUGUCAGAUUACGCAUACAAUGUGUAUCCAAAUUUAAAUGGAUUUUAAUAUCAUUAUUCCCCAAUUUUUACUUUAAAACACAUGUGUCCUAUAACUUUUAAUUGCAUUGCAGUGUUAAAACUGCUUUGAAUAUAGGAACAUGUGAUUUCCAUUUUGCCCGUCCCUUUAUCAAUCAUUCGUACGCGAAUGGGAAAUAAUUUGAUAAGAGGACACACCAAAAAUAUAUGACGGAAUGUCACAGAAAUAUUAAAAAAUAUUUUUAAUCGAUCCCUUUUUGUCAUAUUAGUCAUUAAAAUCAAACAUAUUUAAGAAUCACCAAUAGAUGUUAUAUUUACCACUAGUAUUGUAAAUUGAUCCGUAUUUACAAUCAAUAUAAGGCUCGUGUCAGUAGAACACAUUAAAAUUUUGACGACAAUAUUAUAUCAAGUUAAACUUACUACAAACUGCUAUUUGAAAUUACACUCCAAAUUCAUUGAUUUUGAUAUAAAAAUUAAAUUUAAUACGAAACAUUAAAAUGUAGCGACUCUAAUCCAUUUUAUUUAUAACUACAUAGUCAAAGCGCCAAAACUUUGAAAUUUGGAAUGAGAUAUUUAAAUAGCAUUAUGUAGUUUAAUUUUUCGACUGAAGAAACGGCAUUUUAUUGUUUUGAGAAUGCGUCUAUGCUAUGCCAGUUAGCUAGUCAAAAAAAACACCGUCUAUCGGUCUUUGUCGUUUGAGAAAGUUAAAUUUUCACCCCGUUAAGAAAAAAAAACAUACUAUUGUCAGCAACACUUGGGUUAGCCUGGCAACACCGACGAUCGCCUUUGCCUUUACCAAUAGGUCGCCAUUUUGCAGAGACAGGUUUGGCACAAUUGAAUAACGAAAACAUUUUAGUAUGGUAUAUAUUCGGAAUUAUAAUAUUAUUAACUACUUCAAUUUAUCGUUCAAAGUUUUUUGAAAUGAUUUAAAAGUAGCAUAUUUUUCUCAGUUAAGUUGGGUCUCUGAGCUAUUCGAACCUUGAUAAGCGAUAUGUCUUGUUCUACCUCUUUGUUUAGUUUAAGAGUCGGAGAGGGAGGUAGAUAAGACAAUAUGCAUCUUUAAAGUUAGUGAAUUAGCCCCUUAUUUUGUUUUUUUUUUUUUAUAUCGAACUUGUUCAAAUCGACAGGGACUAAUAGUCGAAUAAUUAUAGUCGUAAAAAGACUAGCUAUUAGGAAAGGUUGAAGUUAGUUCUGAUUUUUGUAGCGGAAAUGAGGAAGAGGUCUUUGAACAAGGCUUGUUAGUCCAGUUAUAGUAAAGUAAUUUUACGUCAUUAAUGUAAAAAGAGACGUCCUGUAAAUAUAAUGAGAUUAAAAAAAACUAUAAUUUAUAUACAGUAUUAUAUUUAGUACUUGCCAGUUGAUUUAUUUAAGUGUACAUAAUGUUUCUUUUUAAAUAAAUAUAUGUUUCAAUAGGUACUAGCGUCAUAAUAUUUUUUUGUAUUUCGGUAUGAAAAUAAGAACUGAUGUUAAUUAUAGCUAAUUAUAUAAGUAGUAAGUUAUUGUCUAUUACAUAACUACCGUUAGACACCGUAAUUUUAGCCGAUAAAUAUUUGCCGUAUUGUUUUUCUUUUUCUUAGUUUAUGGUUAAUUUUUAUAGUUAUUUAUAUCAAAUAAUCUGUCGGCCCGUCCGUUGUCGCAUAGAAAUGACGCGUUUUAAUUCAAAGUAAGAAGUUAGUAAGGAAGUCACUUCAUAAAAAAAAUUAAGUGCAAUUCUGAUUUCAAUGGAAAAAAAACGGUAUAGAAAAACUAACCAGUACGAAAACAAAAACGCAACCAGUUUCAAUUGUGUUACAUUUGUUGUCCUUUCCCGUAAAAUCUUUUUGAAGGAUUCCAUUUACUUCGAGCUAAG